CUCGCAUGUUAUUCCUUUCGGUACAUACUGCAGGCUUUUCUUUUUUGCUUAGACAUUCGUUGGAUCUCGGACGCUGGACGUCCCCACACAUUCGGCUUGACGCCCACUCAUAAUACCUAUUCGACACCUCGAUUUCAGCAAGGUUCGACAUCAUGCUGGUUUCCAUCCCUCUUGCUCUCUUGGCUCUCAGCUCUGUAUUACCAUCCUCCGAAGCUAGAUCCUGGGGAUCUCUCGCUUGGGGACGCGCCAGGGAGCAUGCGCGUUUGAUCGAAGAACGAAAGUUGCCCAUCACAGCAACGACUACCAUCACGGUACAUGCUACUCGGACGAAUACAGUAUGGGUAGCGGCGACUGGUACGACAUACCCAUCGUCGUCGAUGGUCGAUCCGGGCCGGAAUGAGACUGUUAUUAGCACUGCGUCUAGCUCACAAGCUACCGCAACCGAGACGAUCUGGACCAGUUCCGUGGAAGCCAUCCCCACUUCGCCCUCUGGCAGUAUCCCGGGAAACAACGGGAUCAUGACCUUGUCUUCCUCGCAAGUCACCUCAACGACCGAGUCAUUCUGGUCGAGUUCGACAGCGGACCCCUCUGCCUCGCAAUCCUCUACAGAAGAACUCCCUAGCUCGACCACUGAGACGACUGGAUCGGUCUCGUCGACGAGUCUGACUAGUUCUGGCACAGUCUCCGCAGUCUAUCCUACUUCAACCCUUUCCGAGGCGUCUCCCACCUCUUCCGCUUGGUCAAUCGCGUCUGAAACCAUCUCGAGCUGGAUCUCGGAUAGUUCAGCUUCGGAACCGACCAAGGCCUUAACUCAAGCGGUCUCGACCUCGGAAGCCUCAGAAAUUGCCACUGCGGAGACAUUCACUGCCUCGGCUACCAGCGCAGCUUCGGCAAUGGCGAGCUCGGCGUCGACUCGGGCUUCGUCUCAAUCGGUUACCAUGUCAGAAUCUUCAAAGACCGACAUUUCUGCACCGACCGCUGUUUCGAGCACGGCCGCUGUCUCUGAAACCAGCUCUGAUUCCGUCUCGCAAACUCAAGAGGGAAGUAGCGAGACGGAACCUACCGCUACGGCCAGCGCCUCCACCGUAGCUGCUACCGAGGGCACCUCGUCCGCUUCGUCCUUCUCGUCGAUUCAGACUUCUGCUACAGGACCAGCCAGCGUGUCCGGACCUGCUUCGAGCGCAACCUCGGACCUCAGCGGUGUCGAAUCCGCGUCCCAGACCACCUGGGCGACUUCCUCUUCAGCGCUUCCCACCACCACGGCUUACGUUCCACCUUGGAACGUCCCUGGGAAUAUACCUAGCUACCCUCCUCGUCCUAGCGCUUCUAAUUCAGGCUCAAACGUCACCUCGACGGUCUCUUCAAUACAAUCCCCAUCCGCAACGCCGUAUGUCCCCCCUUGGAACGCUCCAGGAAAUAUCCCCAGCUAUCCGCCUCGGCCCAGCGCUUCUGAGACUAGGUCGAACGCCACUUCGGUAGUCUCAUCGAAUGCGUCUCCGUCCGUGACGCCUUAUGUUCCCCCCUGGAAUGCUCCUGGAAAUAUCCCAAGCUACCCGACUGUGGUCAGCGCGACUCUCUCCGCCAACGUCUCUCAGCCUUCUUCAAUCGAUACCUCGGCUGUCUCUUCGGCCUUAGAGACCACAACGCAGACUCAGGCGCUCGAAAGCACCUCUGUGGUCACUUCCAGCAGUACGGCUCAAGCCAGCAAGACUUAUGUGCCGGGUUGGCAACCUCCCGCAUCCAUCCCCGGCUAUCCAUCUCGCUCGUCCUCCAAUGUAGAAAGCACGUCGUCUACGGCAAGCGCAAGUGUUUCCGCAACCUCGUCGGAAUCGACGUCUUCGGCAUCAUCAUCGAUUCUACCGACCUCGAGCGAGUUCAGUUCAACAACCCAGAGCGCUUCAAUGACAUCUUCCGGCUGGUGGUCUAGCUGGUGGUCGCAGUCCUCGUCCACUCAGGUGUUUACUUCGGCUAGCGAGACGGCUUCCCUUUCCGAAUCUACCACUUUCGAAUCUACGAUCGCCUCAAGUCCUACCACCACCGCAACUUCGGAAGCGUACAGCACUACCAGCAUUACCAGCGCGAGUGCGAGUGCGACCGAGACGAGCGCAUCGAGCACGUCAACGCCGGUCCCCACGCAAAGUUCGACACUCAGCACGGCCAUCUUGCCCGAACGUAUGACCUCCGGGUAUUACCCCGACUGGUCCGUCUGGACCUUCCCCGUGAGCCAGAUCGACUGGAGCAAGCUCGACCUCGUCGAGUUCGCUUUCGCCAUCCCCAACUCGAACUACGACCUCGAGUUUACGCAGUAUAAUUCCCUGGACACGUUAUCCGAGCUGGUCGCUGCGGGUCAUGCUGCUGGGAAAAAGGUCAGCUUGAGUAUAGGAGGAUGGACGGGGAGCGUCUAUUUCUCCCCUGCUGUCAGUUCCCCGUCGAAUCGAGAGCUUUUCGCUCAAAACAUCGCCAAGGUCUACAACCAGUAUAAUUUGGACGGGAUCAAUAUCGAUAACGAGUAUUGGGGUGUGCAGGGAGCGGCGGGGAACAUCUUCGCCCCAGAAGAUUCCGCCAACUUUUUACUCUUCCUGCAAGUGCUCCGACAGACGCUUCCCCCCGAGGCCAUCAUCUCCGCCGCGACUCAAGUCUGGCCGUUUGCCAGCUCGACCGGUAGUCCGCUUACCGACGUCUCCGACUUUGCCCGUUACCUGGACCACAUCACGAUCAUGAACUACGACGUCUUCUCAUCAGGAGAUCCCGGUCCCAACGCGCCCCUCUCGGACGGGUGCGGGACGUCUAGUAUGCCACUCGCCAAUGCCUACGCGGCGAUCGCGAGUUGGACCCAAGCGGGGAUGCCAGCAAACCAGAUCAUGCUCGGUAUCGCCGCCUACGGGUACCUUUACAAGUCCUCAGCGUCUAGGCUUCGAACGCGACGUCGAGGCUUGGAACCUCGAGCCAGCGUGACCGUCUACAACCCUAACGGCCAGACCGACGGCGGACAAGUCAACUUCGCUUCGCUGAUCUCACAAGGCGCUCUAGCGCAGGACUCCGACGGCAAAUGGGUCGGAGCUGGCGGAUUCACUCGGGAAUGGGACAACUGCUCUAGCACCCCCUGGUUGAAAUCGUGGGAGAGCGGGCAGAUCAUCUCGUACGACGACCCCGAUUCCAUCUCGUUGAAGGCGCAGUUCAGUCGACAGGCUGGAUUGAGGGGGGCUUCUGUUUGGGAGAUUACGGGCGAUAUGGGACCUGCCGAUUGGUCGAUCUUGAGCGCCGCGAGGUCGGGCUUGGAGAUCUAAGGAAGACGGGCUGGUCCCGCUCCUUGCGCAUGAUCUCCCGAUCUUUCGUAGGUUAUCUUGUAACUCUAUAGGACUGAAUGCUUUUCUAUAAUCAUACCACGCACGCAA
This is a messenger RNA of Filobasidium floriforme, 3395 nucleotides long. RefSeq lists its product as uncharacterized. Bases 153 to 3287 code for a protein of 1044 amino acids. The record is from RefSeq and is a predicted model, not a curated record. Gene Ontology annotation, cellular component: extracellular region. Gene Ontology annotation, biological process: chitin catabolic process; carbohydrate metabolic process. Gene Ontology annotation, molecular function: chitinase activity; chitin binding. NCBI's taxonomy places the organism in Eukaryota, Fungi, Basidiomycota, Tremellomycetes, Filobasidiales, Filobasidiaceae. The transcript is spliced from 2 exons.